Schistosoma bovis is the source of this 5344-nucleotide messenger RNA. NCBI's taxonomy places the organism in Eukaryota, Metazoa, Platyhelminthes, Trematoda, Strigeidida, Schistosomatidae. The record is from the annotation of a GenBank genome assembly.
CGUAUGUACUUGAUGUAACAGUCGCUUUUUCAUAUUUGAACACUUUCGUAAAAUAGUAUAAUAUUUGGGAGUAGAUGUUUUAGCCUUCAUCCCUUCUCAAUGAGAGCACAACAGAUUGACAGCCAAUCAACAACGUGGAUUAGGCCUAAUCUAUGCGGACCGCCAGUGCUUAUGGAUCAAAAUACUUCUCAAGUUGUUCCUUCACAUUUAACAAACUCAGGUCAUUCGCAGCAAGUUAUGCUACAGCACCAACAACAAAGAGGUUCUAAUCCUGUUUUCCAAAGCCCCUUAAACGUUAUACAAGCCGGACCAGUCAGAUCAGGCUUGCAAAACCCCAGCCUUAUUUCACCAAAUCCAGCCUCCUUGGGAUUUAGACGACUAUUAGCGGAGAUGCGUACCAAGCAGUUUGAUUCCAUCCGCUUUGCAGCUUAUCGUACUGCGAGCAAGCUUAGAUUUAUUCAGCAGAGAACAUUAUUCAACAUAAUGGAUUUAUGGCGCGUGGUAGAGACAUUCAGAGAAUUCGGUUUACACCAAUUGAAUGAUCCACAAGCAAGUUUAGAUUAUGGUAGUACAUUCCGUUUACUAUCACGUAUUUAUUCACAUAUACCUACAACAAAUAUGAAUGUGAAUACCACAACUGAUGAAACUACACCAAGUAACGCAAUCAAUCGACCUGCAAUAAUUAUUGCAGCAGAAAUCCUACUUGGUUGGCUUGGAUAUGCUUUGGACUUAUGUGCAACUGGCCGACUUAGCGUAACUGGACUAAAAAUAACCUUAUCAACAUUAACUAAUGCGAGGCCAGCUGAUAAAUUUCGAUAUCACUUCACUCUUUUGUCUGAUCCCUCUGGUGCAUUAAUUUUCUCGAAAUUCGAGGCUUAUCUUCAAGAUUUACUCAAAUUACCUAUAAGUGUUUUCGAAGGCACAAAUUUCUACUACACGCCACAAGCUUCACAAACAAUGUUUACUGGGCGUUCUAAAAACGUAGUCCUUGAAGAAUUUCUGGAUCGUAUGCUAUCGGAUCAAGGACCACAAAUAUUAGUAUGGCUUACGAUUUUUCACCGGUUAAUCAGUGUGGCGAGUGUCCGACAUAACGUACGAUGUGAGGGUUGCAAACGUGAACCGAUUUGCGGUCUACGCUACAAAUGUACUCGAUGUCCUCACUAUAAUUUGUGUCAAGAUUGUUUUUGGAUUGGCGUAACCACAGAUCAGCAUACAAAUGCACAUGAUGUGAAAGAAUAUAGUGCUGCUUCAAAAUCUCAUUCCCGUCAGUUUGGACAUUCUUUGAGAAAAUCGUUUCAAUUUGGACGGGCCAUUACUAACUCCACAACAUCAAAUGUUGUUACUACAUCUUUCACAAGUAGCUUCAGUGAACGUCAGAAAUUUUAUGGCAUGAAUGUUGCUCGUCGUCCUCAUGUAGGAUCUAUAUUCGAAUGGAAUUCAGACCCUUCUGUACCAACCGGCAUUAUUUCUUGCGUAAACGGGAUUGCUUCAGCUGUACAACCAUCUUCUGUAUCGAACGACAUUGCAACGGGUAUUUCUGCUGUAUGUCAUCCAAGCCAACCUGUUUCAAAUCAGAGAUUCAUGGCACCAGUGAAUACUAUUUGUAGUCCAUUGCCAAAUCGGCGUUUGCAACAGCUCAAUCCUUUAUUUUUAGCAACUCGACCGAGCACUAACUUACCUAAUCUCACAUAUGUACCUCCCCAACCUGUACAAGUUCAACCUUCCCCUAACAGUUUGAACGAAUCGAAUCAAGGAUCGAGUGGUGUUGCACGAAAUUUAGUGGCCGUUACCUGCUAUACAAAUGUAAUGCAACAACAAGACAUGAUUACUGCAGACUAUACAAGAGCCGGACACAGCAUUUUAUAUUCUGAUGUACCUCCUGGUUCACACAUGCCCAAUCUGUCAGGAGCAAAUCAUCAACCAUUACCUAUAUCAUGUUAUUCUCAACCUACCACAGACAUUUAUUCAAUUGGUGGUAGUCAAAAAUAUCAAUUAGCUACUACAACAACUGGACAGCCAGCUAUACAAUCUACUCCCAUAGUAUCUGUGAUUAAUAGCGAUAAUUUGAAUAAUUCAAGCAUGGGAGCUAGUUUCUCGUUGAAAACGCACAAUCUUGAUCAAAAAUCUAAUGAAGAACAUAAUUUAAUUGCUAGAUAUGCUGCUCAGUUAGCUGCUGCUUCAGCGUUAAACCAAGAAUUCGAUAAAUUCGGUGAUUUUGUUGAGUCAACACAAACUCAAAAACAAUUAAUCGCUCAACUACAAGAAAAAAACAGAAAAAUACUAAAAGAGAUUGAACGAUUACGAGUUGAACAACAAAAGCAAGCAGCAUUUAUUGCUGCUGCUGGUUCCCUCAAACAUGAUUCUUCUGAGUUACAAGAUGUUUGUGACGAAGGUGCUGGUACACUUAGUCCGACAAAUUUAAAACAGUACUUAAAAACAGAUAAUUUAUUGGCCUCCGGAGUUGGCAAUUCAGUGAAUUCAGAAAAUCCUCGUUUGGUUGCUGAUCUACAGGCGCUUCGCCAAAGAAAAGACGAACUGGAGUCGAGAAUGAGUAAUCUUCAGCGUAGUCGAACAGAUUUGAUGUUACAGUUAGAAGCAUUAGUAAGACUUUUAUCUGUCAGUACAGGAGCUACUAAUGCACGUGACAAUAAUCCUUCAGCGUUACUUGAUCUAAAUGAUAUUCGCCGAACAGGCCACAAUUCCCGACUAAAUCAAAAAGUUCCAGAUUAUCCACCAAGACGAAGUACAAGUUUAUGUGACCCAUCAGUUGGAAGAAGUUAUCAAGACAAUUUCUCUGCAGAAAGUAGACAUGAUAGAACGAAUGGUGUUCAUCCGAAACCCGGUUCCUCGGAUAAUAUGAGUAAAGUAUUUUCCCCUUUAAAAACAAUUACGAUUGAAGAAAAAGGCGGACAAUGGAAUUUUAAAUUUCCUGAUGAUAAAAAGCAUGAAUUACACUCACCUUCAUCUAUUCCGUACAGGUACUGAAAAUGUUUUGAUGUUUUUAGGUAGUAGGUGAUUGUUUUACAUCACACAACAAUUCGUGAUGAAAUAUCCCAAAAAAAUUUAUUUAAAUAUUUUUAUCAUUCUCUUGCAAUUGGUAAUUAGACUUACACAAAAGGAUCCAAAGUUACGGGGACAUUAUGAUAUGUAUCGUGAAAGAAACGUGUUAAUCAUAUAUCCUAAGUACUGUGUUGCGACCUUAAUUUUUUCACCAAAAUACUCUCAUAUACAAUUUAUUUUAGUCGACCUUAUUCUUCUGACAGUGAAUUUUAGAUAUCUUAGAAUUUUAUUUUGCAUGAUAACCUCUAAUUGGCCUACCGUUAAGGACUGUAACCUGAGAAGUAGGAUUUAUAUCAUUCGGAUUAUUACAUUUAUAAGUAAUCAACAUUUGAAGUAACUACCCUUCAACAGUGUUUUCAGAUUAUUAUUUUGAAGCACUUAAUGAAUACAUUGUUAAAACUGAUUGGUUUGCUCUAAUUUUCAAUAGCACCAACUGGGUGACCAGUUAGUGCUAGUUUCAUUCCUACCACUCCUCGGAAGCGUAUAUCACAUUAUUUGAAGUAUUUACAGCGUGAAGUUAAACAGUGAUGACUUCAUACACAGAUAGCGUGUCUUAUAUAUAAUUUAUCACACUGAAAUAUUUUUUUGUAAGUGCUAAUUUUAUGUCGACUAAGACUUGGAAUGUUUUUUGUUUGUGAAUGAAAAGUUUAUUGAAUACCUAGUCAACAAUGAAAUCGUGAAAGAAGGUGUUGUAAUAAUGAAUAAUUAAUUGAGUAAGCCAGCUGUCAAAAGACCAGAAACAUCUUGCUGUUUCUAUAUCCACCUGAAAAUGAGGAAAAUUGUUGAAAGAUAAGAUCAUAAACUGUUAAAACAUGAAGUCUAUUUUAAAUUCUUCUUCGCAUGAUGCCCUGCUUGAUUAGAAGUUGCACGUGUAAUUUUCAGUAGGAUUAUAUUUAUAACUUUAAACGCUAAUGAAAUUCCAUAUCAAAAUAUUUGUUUCCAACAAGGUCGCCUUUUAGAUAUGAUCUUUCCUUACUUCUCAUCUUGAGUCAUCCCACCAACAUAUUUUUCAGACACCAUUAGGACGACUUAUAGACAAAAGGGUAAUAUUAGGUAUUUUGAUGUCUUAUAAGUUUCACUUAAAAAUUUAAUGAUUAUUUUCCGAUCUUUAACAUAGUAGGGAGACUUGAGCACCUGAAAAUCACAGGUGAAUGUAUUUCAACAAAUAGCACAGUAAACUUCCUCUAUUCAACCAUUGUAUUCUGUACUUUAUCGUUUCAUACUUAAUUUUAUAGACAUUCGCCUGAACAUGGUCAACAACGACCAUCAGAUACUCUGAUUGAAAAGUACAAAGAUUUAUUAUAUAAAGGGACAAAUCCACAAAUUGGAGCAUCAAAAUCAUUAAGAGUGCAUUUCGGUGGGCGAAGACCCGAUAUAGGACAGACCUUAUCAGCUGAUGAUAAAACUGAGUUUUUUGGUCAUAAUUCAGUAAAUGUGAACAGAUUGUCAUCAAAUCAUUCAUCACAACAUACAAAUCACUCGGACAGCGGAUCAGAUGCAUAUUUAUACUCAGAUCCUGAAUUAUGCUUUACAGUCAUUACAUCUACCUGCGGUUCAUCACAAUCUAGCACUUCAGUACCACAAAGAACAUUACAAUUACCACAAUUCCAUUCUAUAACUCCAUCAGCUGCUAAAACUUCAAAUAAAUCCAAAGAUUUUCUAGACCUUUUAAACGAUAAAAUUAUAACAACAACUACAAUUGUAGAUAAUUAUGAAUACGCUGGUUUACAGUCAUCAUCAAUCUCACCAUUAUCAUAUUCGUCAAAUGAACAUACUAAACAUUUCAGAACUAACGUUACUUCAAACAUUCCAGCUACAACUAAUCCUUAGCGAAACAGUAUUCAGCAGUUAUUGUGAUCAAAUUGGAUAUAUAUGUAUAUAAAAUAGGACAAAAUAAUUGAUUAUUAUACAAUCAUAUUCGAGUAAUGCUUCAUAGAAAUGAACAUUCUUUUGAUUUUAAACAAAAAAGGCAGAAAAUACAAAUCCAUAUCAUGAGCAACAAACAAGCGAAUCUUGAAAAUUUUGAUUCAUAUUUCAUCUCAAGCUUAGCAGAAGAAGGGCAGUAAUCUUUUUUUGUUGUUUCUUAUCUUAUUUCAUUUAACUUACUCUCUGUUUUUUUAUCGUUCAUUGUUAAUCAUUUGUAACGUUGAUUAAAGAUUGUCAAUGUAAAUGUAAUUGUUUUCUCCAUGUAAACAAGCAGUUGUUUAUGCUUUCAAUUAUGUUUGUUGUACGUAAAAAAAAGAAUUCACUUCCAUCACCAUUUAUACUUUAUAUAUAUAUAUAU